AUGGAGUGUUUAUUUUGUGGUCAGACUUUGCAAGAAAAUGACAAACUUGUGACGCAAAAUUCGACAUUGAAACGAAUAAAAACAAUUAUAUGUGCUGCAGAAAAAAGGAAAGACACUUGUGCUCAAAAUAUCUUGCAUCAAAAGGAAGACAUUCUAGGAGGAAGGUUAAAGUACAAUUUCAUAAAACUUGCCGACAAAAAUUUAUUAGUUCACAAAAUAUUGGAUAUGUUUCUUAAAGCAAUGAAACCGAAAACGCUUCAUCGUCUCGGACAAGAUAUCUUAAAGACUGAUUUAAUAUUCAGCAAAUGUGCAUACAGGAUUGCCAUAGGGGAAGGAGCACCUCAGUGGUAUCAAUAUUUCUUGUGCGGUGUUAAGGGUAUUCUCGAAAUCCUACCUAAAGACAUUACUAUCAAGGGAAUGAGAAUUGUAGUGAGCGGUAAUGUGCCACAAAGUGCGGGUCUUUCUAGCAGUAGUGCUCUGGUUAGUGCCGCGGCUCUAGCAACUGCCCAUGCUAACGAAAUUGCCUACUAUAUCGGAAAAUAUGGUGAUCCGACAGAUCGAAAAAUGAUGCAUGUAGAAAUGGGACAGCCCAAUGAAAUUAUUGAUAAAAAUACGACCAGUGAAACAAAUAGUAAAAAAGGAGUUUCAUCAAAAGUUUUCACAGAGUUACAGCCAUUUUGUGAAGGUAAUGCAACAGAUCGAAAAAUGAUCCCUGUAGAAAUGCGACAGUUCAAUGACAUUAUUGAUGAAUAUGCGACCAAUGAACCAAAUUGUGAAAAACAAGUUUCAUCAAAAGUUUUCACAGAGUUACAACCACUUCGUGAAGAGUAUCUGGAAGAUAGCUCUGUUGAUGAUUCCGACGUGGAUCCAGACUACGAACCAUCAGAUGAAAAGCAAAAGAAUACCAUAAAGUUGAAAUUUCUAUCCCGAAAAAGAAAAAUUUCAAAAGGUAUGAUCACAGAACUUAGGCGUCACCAAAAUAAAUCUAAAGGAUUACAAAUUGCCAAGGACGGGAAAGGAAAGGGAACUCCGUCCAAUAAGAAAGAUAGCUUAAUAUUUAAAGAUCACAUUAAUUCAUUUAAUCCACAAGUAUCCCAUUACAAACUUGUGCAUGCUCCAAGCAGGCGAUAUCUACCUUCAGAUAUAAGUAUAACAGAUAUGUAG
Molecule: messenger RNA, 1164 nt
Organism: Psylliodes chrysocephalus
Lineage: Eukaryota; Metazoa; Arthropoda; Insecta; Coleoptera; Chrysomelidae
Source: the annotation of a GenBank genome assembly